AUGUUCUUUAGUCAAUUAUCUCAUCGUGUUUAUUAUUUAGCAUCGCCAUUACGAUGUAUACAAGCAACUCGUGGUUCUUGUUCUUCAAAAUUAUUCGUUGGAGGGCUUAACUACGACACGAAUGAACAUGUUCUGAAGAACGAGUUUGAAAAGUACGGUCAAGUUUUAAAUGUGAGAGUAAUAUGCGAUCACAAGAGCGGCAAAUCAAAAGGUUAUGGCUUUGUGCUGCUUGAUUCAGAAGAAGCAGCUGCAGCUGCCUUAGCUUCCAUGAACAAUCAGUCACUCGAAGGCAGACACAUCAGAGUCGAGUAUGCUCGUCCUAAAAGAGGUGUUUAGAUCAAUCAUAAUCAGAAUUGAUUCAACUCAACUGAAACUUCAUAUAUGUUGGUGAAGAACCGUAACUCAGGAAACUGUGCAUUCACUUAUUUCAAUUUGUAACAGUGUAAAACUCAAGAAUCAUUUUCUAAUGACAGUGUCUCCUCUUCAAAGCUUUGUUACUACUGUGUUCAAAUAUUAUCUGA
This is a messenger RNA of Raphanus sativus (radish), 521 nucleotides long. Its product is annotated as glycine-rich RNA-binding protein 3, mitochondrial. NCBI's taxonomy places the organism in Eukaryota, Viridiplantae, Streptophyta, Magnoliopsida, Brassicales, Brassicaceae. The record is from RefSeq and is a predicted model, not a curated record. Gene Ontology annotation, molecular function: RNA binding.